AAAAAUUAGGGAAAUUAUUUAACGAAAAGUUAAAAGACCUCAGCAGAACACAGGGAACGUACAAUACGACCUAGAUUAGUUAAAUAACUGUGUGUUCAAUUAUUGCAUUGCAUAAUAUAUUGUCCAAAAAAAUUAAGUUUAUUUAAAUAAAGUGAUGUAAUUUUAUAGAAAAUGUCUUCUAAAACAGAUUUAAUAAAGCCAAAAACAGUCCGAGUCUUUGAUUUAGACGAUUACGAAAAGUUACUUAAAGGCAUACAGGUGGCAGCAUGCAUGAUAACAGAGUCACACCAAAUUGUUGAUGAACAGAGUGUUUUAAAGCGUCUCAAUGCCUUAACUAUAAUUGGAGCUAGUGAUGGGAACUGUUGUUCAUGUUGUGGUGCUGGUUGAUUUGAGACGAGAGCCCAGCAGACUGCACAUUAUAAAAAUCACUGGCAUACUCAUAACUUGAAGAGGAAGUUAUUUGGAAAGUCUGCAUUGACACUUGGACAGUUUAAUUCACGGCAAGAUGACUCCAGUGUAUCAGGCAGUGAUUCCGAAACUGAAAGUACAAACUCAAAACCAGCUAGUGAUCUGUUUGCAGCAGCAACAAGACAUUGUAAAGCAUUUUUUACCAACCAAGCUGGACAAGUUUAUUGUGUAUAUUGAUGUAUUAUCAUAAAAAGGUUAGAAGAGAUGUCAACUGAUGGAAAAGGCUAUGCCUGGAUAGCGGGAUACCAGCGCUGGGCCGUAUUGAUGGUAUCUGGUGGACAUUUUGCUGGGGCUAUCUUCUCUGCGGCUGUUCCAGUUGUCCAUAAAACACACCAUUCGUACGUUACUAGACGUGGGCAAGAACAAAGUGCUAGAGAUCAGCAUGGGAAUAUGCCUGCAAUACUACCGUCAUUGCCAUUUACAGACCGCCAGGGUAUAAAGACGUCUCCCAAUUUAUAUUGGAUAAAAACGCUAUCGGAACAAAGCUCGAAAGGUGUUCUAACGAAUUCUCGUAAGGACCUGAUUAUUGGCAACAAUUCAAUCAGUGCGCGCAGCUCCUAUAGCGAACAAGGCGUAUUAGAAGAAAAGAAGGCAAAUAAGAAAAAGAAACCAGAGGAAAACAAAAGAAAGGUCCGUCAGAAGCUGAAAAAAGUUGUAGUUAAAAUACCAGCAAAUGUUAAAAAGAUGUGGAAAGAAAUAUCUGGCAAUGAACAGAAUUCACUCGAGACAAUAAUUGAGACUUGGGAAGGUGAUUUAGAAGAGGCGUGUAACACUCAACAUCCGACUGAUGGCAACACAGCCCUUCAUAAGGCUGCCAUAGCUGCCAAACUAGAUAUGGUUACUCAAAUCCUGACAGCCGGUGGAGACCCAUGUAUAAAGAAUCAUCAGCUUCAAACUCCAUACGCAGCGACACCCCAUCACGAUACUCGAGUCGCAUUCAGAAUGUUCCAGGCUCAAUAUCCCGAAAAAUAUAAUUACAAUAAGUCACAAAUACCGGGUCCGUUAACACCUGAAAUGUUAGAGAUUGAGAAAGAGAAGAAGUUACAACAGAAACGCGCGAAGAGAUUAAGAGAGAAAGAGAAACAAGUGGAGAAGAAUAAGACUUAUCACUUCUUACAUUUAACGGACGCCCAGAAGGUCAAAGUUGAGGUGCCAAGAUGUUUCCUCUGUGCUUCGAAUCUACCAAAAGUGCCCUUUGAGUAUGACUCAUACAAGUUUUGUACAGUCAAGUGCCUUCAGAAUCACAGAAACGUGAGACCUCUACAUAAAAGUGCUUGA
Pieris brassicae (large cabbage white) is the source of this 1746-nucleotide messenger RNA. Its product is annotated as ankyrin repeat and zinc finger domain-containing protein 1-like. Gene Ontology annotation, molecular function: protein binding. The record is from RefSeq and is a predicted model, not a curated record. Lineage: Eukaryota; Metazoa; Arthropoda; Insecta; Lepidoptera; Pieridae.